UUUUUGAAGCCCCUCAGCAGCCACUAUGAAAAUAGUGGCAAACCAUUAUACAAUGCAGAAGAUAUGAGGAAGUUUUCCGAGAUUCAUGCGCCAGGCUUGUUUGAUGUCCUCCUCAGUUCAAUUCUUAGAGAUGACUCUAGGCUGUCAGAAGACAGGAAAACACUGCAGGAGCAAAGAACAGUUGCUCGUCUCCAUAUUAUGACAUAUUUUAGGUAUCUGGCAAGGAAUGAAAUAGAAAACAAUGCUGAACUCUAAUGAGAUCGUGUGGUCAAAAAAAAAUUGCUUUUCAUCUUUGUCUAGAUCCCAGAAGUCAUGUCCCUUGCAAAAAGACCUGGGUCUGUAUAUGCACCAGCACCAAGAUCAAUUGAUAGGCACAACAUCAACUUACGGGAGCAGUAUCCAAGCUUGUUAA
Messenger RNA from Porites lobata, 412 nucleotides. NCBI's taxonomy places the organism in Eukaryota, Metazoa, Cnidaria, Anthozoa, Scleractinia, Poritidae. The record is from the annotation of a GenBank genome assembly.